This is a messenger RNA of Portunus trituberculatus (swimming crab), 5846 nucleotides long. It is a transcript of the gene Ae2, whose product is annotated as band 3 anion transport protein-like. Gene Ontology annotation, cellular component: plasma membrane. Gene Ontology annotation, biological process: monoatomic anion transport; transmembrane transport; bicarbonate transport. Gene Ontology annotation, molecular function: solute:inorganic anion antiporter activity; monoatomic anion transmembrane transporter activity. The transcript has 27 exons. The record is from RefSeq and is a predicted model, not a curated record. Lineage: Eukaryota; Metazoa; Arthropoda; Malacostraca; Decapoda; Portunidae. The coding region runs from base 490 to 4530 and encodes 1346 amino acids.
GCUAUCUCAGUGAGAGGUUGCGCUGCCUUUCUCUGUUGCAACUCUACCGUGUUGUGUCGCGAGACGUUUCUUCGCGGUAUUUUGAGUUUGCCAUACCUAGUGGAACUUUUCCCGCUAGGAACACGUUCAUUAGCAUCAUCACAUUAAUAGAUUUGUGAGCAUAACUAGCGUGACACCAACCUGACAGAGCUCCCUCGGUCGCCGGGCUCUUGUUCCCCCUGAAAUAAGUGUACUUGCCUCCAGGCACGCAUACUCGUGCCGACCAGAGAGACUAGAAGUGUGUGUGACCGAACUCUACAGCCACCACAGGUGUCUCGCGUAACUGUCUGUCCAGGUGUGUGAGAGUGUUGCCCCUCCCUGCCGCCACCGCCGACCGCACCAACGCACCCCCACCUGCCCUUCACGUCUCCUCUACAGCACUACAAGCUAACGCAGACUCCAACAGAGUCGUGGAGCUUCCCUCGGUUGUAGGAGUGGAAGGGGACAACCAUGGACAAGAUAUCAUCAUUAGCGAACAUGCCACCAGCUGGCGAUGGUGGUGGGCCGCCCAGGAAGCGGUCUACUGACCAGCUGAAUGAAGACAUGGAGCGUAUGUUUGAGAAUGAAGGGGCCAAGGAGGACUUCUCCCUGAGCCAACUCUCCUCCCCUGCCAUGGCCUCCAACCCUUGGUCUCCUGGCUAUGAUGAUGACUCUCAGGUCCGUGAGGCUGACGACACACGGUUCCAUGAUAGUGACAUCAAGUACCACCGCAGUGAUACCUUCCCCCAUGUGCAUUCCCCCCUCAAGCCCCAGUACCGCGCAGGGAGUCGCCGCGGCAGCCGCAAGUCACGCCACUCUGAGUCGUCACAGGACGCUGAUAAGCAUGAGAAGGAGGAGGAGGAGCCAGAAACAGCAAAGUUGUUAGAGAAGGAUGACAAGGACAGUGGUAAGGAGAAGAAGGACACUGGAGUCCUCUUCCAAAUUGGUGACCCUGAGGUUGGUGAAGGAUGGUCUCUCGGGAAUGAAGCACGUCAGAAGGAUCCAACAAUGGAGUCAGAUGCAGAGGAACAUUCCCCACUCCUUUCUGAAGUUGCCAAGCCUAAGCCCAUUAUUCGAAUGGCUGAACCCGAACCAACAUACAUCGAUGAUUCAGGUCGAAAGAAGACUCGAGUCCAGUUUGACAUCGAAGUGAUCACUAUUGUAACUAAAAGGUUUCCAGGUGAGGAGGAGCAGCCUGACCUGGAGCACAGGAUCCGUAAAAAGCGGUCCCACAAGAGGAGGGUGAAUGAUACUGCUGAGGACCCAGCCUGGAGGCGUCAUCUGGGCAGCGAGCACAACCUGCAGUCUUGUGCUUCAACUUCAUCAGCCCCAACCACAGAGGAGGAGGCCAUGAACCUUGCUGAACAUGACCUGGAUGUGAUGUCUAGCCAUAGGUUUGAUGACCGCAGUGCCUAUCGGCGGCCCAAGGUCCGGGCACGCUCCUCUGUGUCUUCCAUCAUUCAUGUGAGUGAUAAAGACGAUGCUCAGGUGAAGAAGAAAGCUAAAUCUACAAGUGAUCGGCAGCUACCCAUCAUGAAGAAGAGCUAUGACCACAGCCCUCAUGAGGUGUUUGUGGAGCUGGAUGAGCUGAAGUACACUGAGGCAGGGCUGCAGUGGAAGGAAACUGCUCGCUGGAUCAAGUAUGAGGAGAAUGUUGAGGCUGUGGACAACCGGUGGGGAAAGCCUCAUCUUGCCUUCCUCAAUUUCCAUGCACUCUUCUCUCUGCGCAGAGGCUUGGAAGCAGGCGCGGUGCUGCUGGAUCUGGAGGAGCGGGACCUCCCAAGCAUCGCCGGCCGGGUUGUGGAUAAGAUGAUUGCUUGUGACCAGAUCCCGGCUGACCAACGCGAGGCUGUGAUCCGAGUCCUGCUCCUCAGACACAAACACAUCCGCGAAAACCAGUCAUCCUUCAGGCUCCCCUCCCUCGGCUCCAAGAGCACCCUAGUCAGUUCCGACGAGAAGCUAUCGCGGUCUGCAACGGCCGGCAGCCUAGACGGCGGCAGCCUGCGGUCCUCGGUGCGCAAGGCCGGCCUUUCAAAUCUUUUCCACGUCAACACCUUCUCUAACUUCCUCCGCCACAACUCCGUCGACGACGCGACCAAUGUCGUAUCCAAUGGUGAUGUCUCAAAGGACAACGUAGCCAUCAAGAGAAGCGUGAGCCACGAGUCCUACACACAGAUUGACAUUGAUGGUGAUGGAGGUAGAAAAGACGAUGUUUGUAAGAAUAAGGAAUUGAUGAAGAAGAUUCCGGAAGGCGCCGAGGCCACGGCAGUACUGGUGGGUGCCGUAGACUUCCUGAAGCACCCCACCAUCGCUUUUGUCAGACUGGCUGAGGGCGUCAUGAUGGACAACCUGGUGGAGGUGCCCAUUCCAGUCAGGUUCAUGUUUGUGCUCUUGGGUCCCUUCCACGGCGAGAUGGACUACCAUGAAGUGGGCCGAUCCAUCUCCACCCUCAUGUCUGACAAAGGCUUCCAUGAGGUGGCUUACCGAGCACACUCACGAGGGCAGCUGCUCUCCGCCAUUAAUGAAUUUUUGAAUGCUUCCAUUGUUCUUCCCCCGACUGACUGGAGUAACAAAGACCUAGUUCCUGUGGAUGAAAUUCAAGAAAAAGCCAGUCAGAUGAUUAAGAAGAAAGAAAGCAUCAGAUCUAAACGCAUGCAGGCAGAGCAAGAAACAGCGGUGGCAGUAGCAGGAGCUGGCGAUGGAGGAGACAAAAAGCCACCCCCUCGAGAUCCUCUAAUCCGUACUGGAAAGCCUUUCUAUGGUCUUGUGCAGGACAUCAAAAUCAGAUAUGCGCUUUACCUCUCAGAUCUCAAGGAUGGAUUGGAUGGUCAGGUAGCUGCAGCAGCCAUCUUCAUUUUCUUUGCUGCCCUCUCAGCUGCCAUCACUUUUGGUGGAAUGUAUGGUGACCAGACAGACAACUAUGUUGGUGUUGGUGAAACGCUCCUUAUUUCUGCUGUAAAUGGUCUCAUCUUUGCCCUGUUUGCUGCUCAACCUCUCCUCAUUGUAGGAGCAACAGGUCCACUCAUGAUAUUUGAUAUGAGUCUCUACUCGUUUGCCAUGACUUAUGAGUUAGAUUUCCUAUCUCUAAGAGUCUGGAUUGGAGUAUGGAUGACAGUGUUUGGUUUGCUAGUUGCUGCAUUUGAAGCUGUUGCUAUUGUGAAGAAGAUGACAAGAUUCACAGAAGAGAUUUUCUCCACCUUGGUGUGCAUCAUCUUCAUCUAUGAAUCCUUUGUGAAGCUCGGCGAAAUCUUCAAAAUGCAUCCUCUUAUAGCGGACUAUGGAAAUAUUACCGAAAUACCAACACAAGUUGCGAUGGCAAACAGCACCAUCUCCGCAACCACCAUGGCACCCAUAAAUGAGACCUCCAUCAGUGGUGUUAUCGAGAACGGAACUCUGCUCAAUGCCACUGACGCCAAUGGUGAUGAGGUGAUUGUGACACUACCACAGCCCAACACUGCUCUGCUCUCCUUUAUUCUUAUGAUUGGAACAUUCAUCAUUGCCUUCAAACUAAAGCAUUUCCGUAACUCAAAGUAUCUGGGACGAAGUGUACGUCGUGCCCUGGGAGACUUUGGUGUCCCAAUCUCCAUUGUCCUUAUGGUUCUCCUGGACUACUUGAUUCAUGACACCUACACUGACAAGCUGACCAUGCCUGCGGGAAUCCAGCCAUCCAACCCAGAAGUGCGAGGAUGGGUCAUCAAUCCAUUUGGUGAAACUAAGCCCCUUCCAGUGUGGUGUAUCUUCAUGGCAGCUCCAGCAUCUCUUCUCCUGUUCUUCCUUAUCUUCCUGGAAGAGAACAUUUGCCACCUGAUUUUGAGCAAACCAGAGAAGAAUAUGGUCAAAGGAUCAGGAUUCCACUGGGAUAUUGUGCUCUCCUGUAGCAUCAACUUGAUCUCAGGAUUGUUUGGUGCUCCCUUCAUGGGUCCUGCUUGUGUCCGAACAGUCUCCCAUACUUCAGCUCUGACAGUCAUGAGCUCCACACAUGCACCUGGUGAAUCACCAAAAAUUGUUGGGGUAAAAGAGCAGCGACUGAGUGCCAUCGUGGUGUCCGUCCUGAUUGGAUUGUCUGUGCUACUGGGAGCAGUGCUUAACCUGGUGCCAAAGGCAGUGUUGUUUGGCAUCUUCUUGUACAUGGGAAUCUCCUCAACAGCUGGCAUCCAGUUCCUUGAGAGACUAAUUCUUGUGUUGAUGCCAGUCAAGCACCACCCUAAUGUUCCCUAUGUAAAGAAGGUACGCACAUGGAAGAUGCACGCCUUUACUGGGAUCCAGCUUCUGAUGAUUGUGAUCUUGUGGAUUGUCAAGCAGUCUCCAGCAGCUCUUUGCUUCCCCUUCGUUCUCAUGCUUCUCAUCCCUAUCAGACUGUAUCUUCUUCCAUACGCCUUCACAAACCCUGAAUUAAGCGCGCUUGAUGGUAAGGAAGCCUCCUCUGCCAUCAGUGAUCCAGAGGAUGAGCCUGACUUCUUCGAGGAGACUCACGGCAUACCUACACAUGUGGAUCACCACCAUCAAAGCUGAGCUGCUGUUGCCCAAAGAUUUGUCCAGUACUGUUACAUUCCUCAGAUAAUUCCAGUUGUUGAUAGGAGGCUUAAUGUUUAAUUCUUUCUUAUUCCUCUUCAACCUUCCUUGAUUCUUUUCUACAAAAUAUCAUUCACUGAUAAGUGUGGUGUUUUCAAAGCAAGAGACUUUGGCUAUGAUACUUAAAAUGGUCUUCUCCUUGAUACGUUUCUAUCAAAAGAGCCUUCAUAGGUAGCCAACACGUACAAGUAGAUGUCUUCAGAGACACUGAAAAGUAACCACAUGGCCACUUGUUUGCACAGAAAUAUUUUUACGCUAAUUUUGAUUUCCUUUACAAAUAUUCAGUAGAAUCAGUCUAUCAGUAGGACUGAAAAUGUGAAGACAGAAUAGGAAUAGUUUUCUGUACUUUAAGGAGAUUUACAAACAUUUUAAAAUGUUUAUAAGUAGACAAAAGGCAAUAUGAUGAAUGUUCCGUCCAGAAAUAUUUACAGAAAUUGCAGUUAAUGAGAGAUUUACAAAAUAGUUAAUAAGUAAUCAAGUAGUUGCUCAAGUUAGCUUAUAGUAAUUAAAAGAAUGUAAGCUAACCAAACUGCGUUAUAUUGAAUACAGUAUUUUAUAGUUUAUGGGUUCUGAAUUAAUACAUCAUUGUGUAAAAAUAUGGUCUUAUCAGAAUUUUUCUUUUCUUGAAAAAAAAUCUUUUCUUCAAGAUAAUUUUUCCUCUGAUUCAUUAAUGGUCCUCAGUGUGCUGCCAGCCAGUCACCUCAUCCUCCUAUAAACAAUGAAAAACCUUGAAAAAAAGUUAGUGCCAAACUUGUUAUUGUUUUUUUUUUUUCUUUCUUUCUUUUUUUUUCUGUGCUGUACAUAAAUACAUUACUGUGACUAGUAAGUUUUUAAGACAUGAAAUCAUCAAACUGAAAAAAUUCAAUAGAAAUCUUGGAUAUUCAAUCAGUAAUUUCCAUCUUUUCAUGCAUUUAUUUGGUUACUAUGUGGACUUCAUAUGCAGUUGAGGGGGGGGCUCUCCCUUAAUGUACGGUCAGAUAUUAGUGUCAUAUGUUUUAUGGUUGUAUUAUUUAUGAAUAAUAAUAAUUAUAAUAAUAAUUUGCAGUUUUAUGCACAAAGAUUCACAUGAAUCCAUUAUGUAUUGCUAUGGGUGAAUAUUUACCAAGAGUAAAUAUUCAUCAUUGGAUUUUCUGUAUAUAAGAGUGAGUACUGUUUACUCCAUUGUUACAUAAAUAUAUAUAUAAUUGAUAAUGCUCAUCUCCAAAUAUUCAUGUAUAUACUUAUAGUGAAAUGAGAAUAUAUAUGAAAACAAAAUG